AUGGCACCGGACAAGCCAUCCACAGUCGUCGCAUAUGCGGCCGGCGCAUCUCUCGCAGCGGUAGCGGCAUUCUACGUCUUCAGCCCCUCCUUCUUCAUCGAUGGCGAGAAUUCACAAUAUCCAAACGAUGGGCGGAAACGAACCAUCAUCGGGCUGGCGAACCCGGCGAACGAUUGUUUCAUCAACUCCGUCCUGCAGGCACUGGCCGGCCUAGGUGACUUGCGCCUCUACUUGAUCAAAGAGCUCCAUAGACGGCAGCUGGAAGAGCACGGAAUCUACGACACGCCUCCGCUGGUGCUUAAGAGAGGCGAGAGGGCGGAUAAGAUCGUUCAGCUGCAGAAGGCUCCUGUUACCAAGGCUCUGAAGGACAUGUUGGAUGCGUUGAAUGAGCGGCCGAUCUACCGGAAGACGAUCAGUGCGAGGCCGUUGAUAGAAUCACUUGAGCGCGCAUUCUCUACACGGAUCAGUAGAAAUCAGCAGGACGCCCAGGAGUUUCUACAGAUCGUCUUGGAACGGCUGUGUGACGAGCAUAAGGCUUCUGAGAAUGCGAGACGGCGAGCUGUACAGAAGACUUUGCCUUCCGAUGGAUCCGGAGGCGAUACUGUUGGUGACGCGGAUUCCAUGCACCAGGAUCUGGCACGAAAGGAGGCCCGGGUGGGCGACAACGAUGCGUUCCCAUUUGAGGGGCGCAUCGAGUCCCAAAUCCAGUGCCAACAUUGUGGAUUCAAGACCAAACCGUCGGUAACGACAUUUGUAUCACUGACAUUAAAUGUACCCCAAAAAAGCUCGACUUCGCUAGAUAAUUGUUUCGACAUCCUACUCAAGAGCGAAGAGAUAGACGACUAUAAAUGCGACAAAUGCAGGCUGGUCCAUGCAAUCGACUGGAAGAAAGGUCUGUUGGGCAAGGCAAAGGCGGAUGAGGACCGGGAGACACUCGGUAAAGACAUAGAGCUUCUGGAAGAGGCUGUCCAGGCGGACCCCGAGAACUUGCCAGAGGAAGUGCAGCUGCCCGAUUCUAAACAGGCGCCGAAACGCAAGAUCCGGAAAUCGACAAGGAUAACGGUGUUCCCCAAGCUUAUUGCCAUCCACCUGUCCCGCUCUGUGUUCGACCCAGGCAGCUAUUCGAGCAAAAACACGGCCAAGGUGUCGUACACACAGCGGCUCCGCCUCGGUGGGAUUCUCAAUGAGCACUGGUACAAGCUGCUGGGCGUUGUGUGUCACAAAGGCAGCCACAACAGUGGACACUACGAAUCCUUCCGAAGGAACCACAUCUAUCCUCCAUUCGCUACUCCGGACGCUUUCAAAGCGUACGGAGAUGCCAGUCGAGCUGAAACGCCUUCGUUGUCUGCGGUGCCUUCUCCUCUGACCAAUGGCAAAGAUGUGCCCUCUGGUUCCACGCCCGCAGACCGAUCAUCGUCCUCGCUGUCUUCUGCAUCACCCUCUACACCGUCGCGCCCAUCCUCACAAGCUACAAAUCGGGCGGACGCCGCCAGCAGCACUGCGCCCACAAAAGACGAGACGCCAGUGCCAGCCCGAAACUCGAUUUACCGGACUGUGACACAAGGAUCGAAACCGCAAAUACAGUCGCACAAGUCUGAAGCGAAGCCUCGCCGCCGAAAGAAAGGGGCAGAACGGUGGUGGCGUAUAUCAGAUGAGAAAGUGAAAGAGGCGCGGACUUCGGACGUGCUGGGGAUGCAGAAAGAGGUCUAUUUACUGUUCUACGAGCUAGAAAGGCCGGGUGAAGAUAUGCUCUGA
Cyphellophora europaea CBS 101466 is the source of this 1755-nucleotide messenger RNA. RefSeq lists its product as uncharacterized. Gene Ontology annotation, molecular function: cysteine-type endopeptidase activity; cysteine-type deubiquitinase activity. The record is from RefSeq and is a predicted model, not a curated record. Gene Ontology annotation, cellular component: nucleus; cytosol. Gene Ontology annotation, biological process: protein deubiquitination. Lineage: Eukaryota; Fungi; Ascomycota; Eurotiomycetes; Chaetothyriales; Cyphellophoraceae. The coding region runs from base 1 to 1755 and encodes 584 amino acids. The transcript has a single exon.